Messenger RNA from Myotis lucifugus (little brown bat), 2289 nucleotides. It is a transcript of the gene PAK3, whose product is annotated as p21 (RAC1) activated kinase 3. The coding region runs from base 422 to 2056 and encodes 544 amino acids. The transcript has 15 exons. The record is from RefSeq and is a predicted model, not a curated record. Gene Ontology annotation, biological process: regulation of axonogenesis; regulation of actin cytoskeleton organization; intracellular signal transduction. Gene Ontology annotation, cellular component: cytoplasm. Gene Ontology annotation, molecular function: ATP binding; protein serine/threonine kinase activity. NCBI's taxonomy places the organism in Eukaryota, Metazoa, Chordata, Mammalia, Chiroptera, Vespertilionidae.
UGGCUGCAGGAACCACAAGUUCCAGUCUAGGUCGGAAUUGGAAAAAUCAUAGUUAAAAUAUACCCAGAUGCUCUCUCACACCCAGACGCGCGCGCAUCCCCUGGCCAUGGGGCGCACGUGAGCCCACGCCCCGCGCACCCAGCCCUGCCUCACGCCAGAGCAUCCUCAGCAGCUGCCACAGAAGCAGCCUCCUCCUCCCUCUCCUCUUCCUCCUCCUCCUACCGCCGCGACGCCGCCGCCGCCACCUCUGCUGCUGUGUCUCCUAUCCCUUCUCAUCCUCCUUCUUCCCCCAGUUCCUGCUCCUCCUCCCAGCCAGCGCCUCCUGCUUGGCGACAUAGGGCAGAACCCUCAGCAGUUGCUCCCUCUCGCUCUUGCCACGAAGAGGCUGGAACAGGAGCUGUGCAAUUAGUUGUAACUGAAAAUGUCUGACAAUCUGGAUAAUGAAGAGAAACCCCCAGCUCCCCCACUGAGGAUGAAUAGUAACAAUCGGGAUUCUUCAGCACUCAACCACAGCUCCAAACCGCUUCCCAUGGCCCCUGAAGAGAAGAAUAAGAAAGCCAGGCUUCGCUCUAUCUUCCCAGGAGGAGGGGAUAAAACCAAUAAGAAGAAAGAGAAAGAACGCCCAGAGAUCUCUCUUCCUUCAGACUUUGAACAUACGAUUCAUGUGGGGUUUGAUGCAGUCACUGGGGAAUUCACUGGAAUUCCUGAGCAAUGGGCACGAUUACUCCAAACCUCCAACAUAACAAAACUGGAACAGAAGAAGAACCCACAAGCAGUUCUAGAUGUUCUCAAAUUCUAUGAUUCCAAAGAAACAGUCAACAACCAGAAAUACAUGAGCUUUACAUCAGGAGAUAAAAGUGCACAUGGAUACAUAGCAGCCCAUUCUUCGAGUACAAAAACAGCAUCAGAGCCUCCUUUGGCCCCUCCUGUGUCUGAAGAAGAAGAUGAAGAAGAGGAAGAAGAAGAAGAUGACAAUGAACCCCCACCAGUUAUUGCACCAAGACCUGAGCAUACAAAAUCAAUCUAUACUCGUUCUGUGGUUGAAUCCAUUGCUUCACCAGCAGCACCAAGUAAAGAGGUCACACCACCUUCUGCUGAGAAUGCCAAUUCCAGUACUUUGUAUAGAAAUACAGAUCGACAAAGGAAAAAAUCCAAGAUGACAGAUGAGGAGAUUCUAGAGAAGCUGAGAAGCAUUGUGAGUGUUGGUGAUCCAAAGAAAAAAUACACAAGAUUUGAAAAAAUUGGCCAAGGGGCAUCGGGUACUGUCUAUACAGCACUUGAUAUUGCAACAGGACAAGAGGUGGCCAUAAAGCAGAUGAACCUUCAACAGCAGCCCAAAAAGGAACUAAUUAUUAAUGAAAUUCUGGUCAUGAGGGAAAAUAAGAACCCCAAUAUUGUUAAUUAUUUAGAUAGCUACUUAGUGGGUGAUGAACUAUGGGUAGUCAUGGAAUACUUGGCUGGUGGCUCUUUGACUGAUGUGGUCACAGAGACCUGUAUGGAUGAAGGGCAGAUAGCAGCUGUCUGCAGAGAGUGCCUCCAAGCUUUGGAUUUCUUACACUCAAACCAAGUGAUCCAUAGAGACAUAAAGAGUGACAAUAUUCUCCUUGGGAUGGAUGGCUCUGUUAAAUUGACUGAUUUUGGGUUCUGUGCCCAGAUCACCCCUGAGCAAAGUAAACGAAGCACUAUGGUGGGAACUCCCUAUUGGAUGGCACCUGAGGUGGUGACUCGAAAAGCUUAUGGUCCGAAAGUUGAUAUCUGGUCUCUGGGGAUUAUGGCAAUUGAAAUGGUGGAAGGUGAACCUCCAUACCUUAAUGAAAAUCCACUCAGGGCAUUAUAUCUGAUAGCUACUAAUGGAACCCCAGAGCUCCAGAAUCCAGAAAGACUGUCGGCUGUAUUCCGUGACUUUUUAAAUCGCUGUCUUGAGAUGGAUGUGGAUAGGCGAGGAUCUGCCAAGGAGCUUUUGCAGCAUCCAUUUUUAAAAUUAGCCAAGCCUCUCUCCAGUCUGACUCCUCUGAUUAUCGCUGCAAAGGAAGCAAUUAAGAACAGCAGCCGCUAGGACUGCAAGCCUUACCCCGCACCAUCUCCCUCAUGAGUAAGACUGAAAACUCUGCUACAGCAAAGAAGGAAGAAAGACAGUCAAAUGGGGUGGGGGGUUCUUUAACUUUCCAAUGAAUAGAAACUUCUUAUAAGCCUUUUUCCUACUCCCUAAGAUUAUGUAAUUUAUUUGUAAGCCUGAAUCGCAGCCCAAACAGGGCAGCAAUGUCAAAGUGGCCAUAAAGUGGUCACUUC